UUCCCCAAACCAAAAGACAAGCCGGCCCCCUUCACUUCCUUCUCAGAUCUGUCGCUCUUUCUUCACCCCGAGAGAGAGAGAGAGAGAGAGAGAGAGUCGCGAUGGGCAUGCGAAUGGCGAUUAGGGCUUUUCUUCUUCUUCUAUUACUCUUUGCAUCCGCAGAGCACAGCUUUUCGCUUUACGAAGAUCAAGUGGGCCUCAUGGACUGGCACCAGCAGUAUAUAGGGAAAGUGAAGCACGCAGUGUUCCACACUCAGAAGACCGGGAGAAAGCGUGUUGUGGUGUCUACUGAAGAGAAUGUUAUCGCGUCGCUUGAUCUCCGGCACGGAGAGAUUUUUUGGAGACAUGUUCUUGGGACCAAUGAUGCAGUUGAUGGAGUUGAUAUUGCUCUUGGAAAAUAUGUCGUUACUCUUUCGUCAGAGGGAAGUAUUUUAAGAGCAUGGAACCUUCCAGAUGGGAAGAUGGUCUGGGAGUCUUUUCUUCAGGGCUCAAAACCUUCGAAAUCAUUAUUGUCUGUGCUGAUAAAUUUGAAAGUCGACAAGGACAAUGUGAUUCUUGUUUUCAGUAAAGGGCGUCUUCAUGCUCUUUCUAGCAUUGAUGGCGAAGUUCUCUGGGAGAAGGAUUUUUCAGCUGAAAGCAUAGAGGUUCAACAGAUUAUUCAGCCUCUUGGAAGUGAUAUAAUCUAUGCUGUAGGUUUUGUUGGUUCAUCCCAGUUCGAUGCUUAUCAAAUUAAUGCUAAGAAUGGAGAAUUGCUGAAGCACAAGAGUGCAGCCUUUCCUGAUGGCUUUUUUGGGGAAGUAUUAUUAGUUUCAAGUGACAUGCUUGUGUCAUUGGAUGCCACUAGGUCGAGCUUAGUAACAAUUAACUUUCAGAAUGAAGAAAUCAACUUCGGAAAGACAUAUAUUUCAGAUCUUGUUGAGGAGUCUCCCAGGAACGCAGUCAUAUUACCUUCAAAGCUCUCAGGAAUAUUUGCUGUAAAAGUCAAUAUGUUUUCAGUAUUCAUAAGAGUGACAACUGAAGGCAAAUUGGAGGUUGUGGACAAAAUUAACAAUGCAGCAGCUGUUAGUGAUGCUCUCUCAUUUUCAGAGGGUCAACAAGCUUUUGCAAUAGUUGAACACGUAGCUGGUAAAAUUCUCCUCACAGUGAAGCUCAAUCAUGAUUGGAAUGGUGAUUUGCUCAGGGAGAGCAUAGUCAUGGACCAUCAGAGGGGGCUAGUGCACAUGGUUUUCAUAAACACUUAUAUUCGUACAGACAGGUCUCAUGGGUUUAGGGCCUUGAUUGUCAUGGAAGAUCAUUCACUGUUGUUACUACAACAAGGUGCGAUUGUCUGGUGUAGGGAGGAAAGCUUAGCCUCAAUUGUAGGUGUAACAACAUCAGAACUGCUUGUGGAAAAGAAAGGUGUAUCAGUAGCGAAAGUGGAGCAGAACCUCUUUGAGUGGCUUAAGGGACACAUCCUGAAGCUUAAGGGGACUUUAAUGCUUGCAAGCCCUGAGGAUAUAGCAGCUAUACAAGGAAUGAGAUUAAAAAGUUCUGAGAAGAGCAAAAUGACCCGAGACCACAAUGGUUUCCGGAAGCUGCUAAUAGUUCUUACCAGAGCAGGGAAACUUUAUGCCUUGCACACUGGAGAUGGACGGGUUGUUUGGUCUCUCUUACUGUCCUCACUACGUAAAUCAGGAUCAUGUGAACAUCCUACUGGGCUUAGAGUUUAUCAGUGGCAGGUACCCCAUCAUCAUGCCAUGGAUGAGAAUCCAUCUGUCCUUGUUGCGGGUCGAUGUGGACCAAGUUCAGAUGUCCCCGGUGUUCUUUCUUUUGUUGAUGCUUACACAGGAAAGGAACUUGACUCAUUGGGCCUCACUCAUUCUGUUACGCAAAUCAUUCCACUGCCAUUAACUGAUUCAACGGAACAGCAUCUCCAUCUUAUUAUAGAUGCUGACCAUCAUGCACAUUUAUACCCAAGAACCUCUGAGGCUAUUGCUAUCUUCCAACACGAGUUUUCAAAUGUAUACUGGUACUCAGUUGAGGCUGAUAAUGGCAUUAUAAGGGGGCAUGUCUUGAAGAGCAAUUGCAUUGGUGUAGUGGAUGAAUACUGCUUUGACUCCAGGGACUUGUGGUCAAUUAUAUUUCCGUCUGAGUCAGAAAAGAUAAUAGAAACUGUUACGAGAAAAUUGAAUGAGGUGGUUCAUACCCAAGCAAAGGUCAUAGGUGACCAAGAUGUGAUGUAUAAAUAUAUAUCAAAAAAUCUACUCUUCGUGGCAACUGUUGCACCAAAAGCCAGUGGCGAAUUCAGAAUGGCCACCCCAGAGGAGUCAUGGUUGGUUGUAUACCUCAUUGAUACUGUAACUGGUCGUAUAUUGCACCGGAUGACUCAUCAUGGUUCACAGGGUCCUGUUCGUGCUGUUUUCAGCGAGAACUGGGUUGUAUACCACUACUUCAAUCUUAGAGCCCAUAGAUAUGAGAUGUCAGUCAUUGAGAUCUAUGAUCAGUCUCGGGCGGACAACAAGGAUGUCUUGAAGCUAGUUUUUGGAAAGCAUAAUCUUACUUCACCAAUCUCCUUGUAUUCUCGACCAGAGGUGAUAACAAAAUCACAGUCUUACUUCUUCACCCACUCUGUGAAAACAAUAACAGUGACAUCAACAGCCAAGGGUAUAACCUCAAAGCAGCUUCUUAUUGGUACAGUUGGUGAUCAGGUUUUGGCUCUUGAUAAGCGUUAUUUAGAUCCUCGCCGAUCUGUCAACCCUACACAAGCUGAGAGGGAAGAAGGCAUCAUACCUCUUACGGAUUCUUUGCCAAUCAUUCCCCAGUCCUAUGUGACGCAUGCUCUCAAAGUGGAAGGUCUCCGAGGCAUUGUUACGGUACCUGCAAAGUUGGAGUCCACAACACUUGCCUUUGCAUAUGGAGUGGAUCUCUUCUUCACUCGAAUUGCACCCUCGAGGACAUACGAUUCACUCACCGAAGAUUUCAGCUAUGCUUUGCUUCUCAUCACAAUUGUUGCCCUAAUUGCGGCAAUCUUUGUGACAUGGGUUUUGUCCGAGAGGAAAGAACUGCAAGAGAAGUGGAGGUGAUUUCUUCUCCUCUAGUCCGUCCUUUUCUUUUCCUUAUUUAAUUUAAUUUUGUUGUCGUUAAGCUACCUAUAGUUUUGACAUUAGGUCAGGAGAUUAUUCCUUUUGUUGUAAAAUUUUAUCAUGAUUCUUUUUCUUUUUGGGGGGUUGGAUGGUUCGUCUAAAUUAGUGCUUUCAUGUUGUAAAUCUGGAAAAUCAUGAGAAUAAAUUAAUUACGUUAGUUUUGAGGCAAGUACAUUAUAAUUAAUUUAUGAUGACGUCAAUUGGAUUUA
Alnus glutinosa is the source of this 3331-nucleotide messenger RNA. RefSeq lists its product as uncharacterized. Lineage: Eukaryota; Viridiplantae; Streptophyta; Magnoliopsida; Fagales; Betulaceae. Gene Ontology annotation, molecular function: protein binding. Gene Ontology annotation, cellular component: EMC complex. The coding region runs from base 102 to 3062 and encodes 986 amino acids. Gene Ontology annotation, biological process: protein folding in endoplasmic reticulum. The transcript has 12 exons. The record is from RefSeq and is a predicted model, not a curated record.